AAAACCCUAAUGACCUAAAAAUUGAAUAUAUUGAAUCAAACUCAAGCUCACCUAAACAAUCAACAUCGUAUAAUAAUAGCAUUACUGUUAUUGCCAACAGUUUAGAUGAAGUAAACCUGAUAAAAAAGCAUAUUGCAAAGUUAAAAUUACGCAAGAUAAAAGUAGUUUGUGGUCAUAAUUAUGAGUUAACUACUGGAACAAGAAACUUAAAAGCCUAUUUACACCAAGUUCAUAGAAUUUUACCACCUGAAGGAAAUAAUAAAAAUAUUCAAUUAACCAAUAUAGUUUCAAAUCAACCAUCAUUACAUGACUUUAUAAAUAAAAAAACACCCUUACCAUCUUCUAAACAAGAAAAAAUUAUAAAUCGCAUUUUAGCCUGGGUUGUAGAUGAUCUUUAA
Molecule: messenger RNA, 398 nt
Organism: Dentiscutata erythropus
Lineage: Eukaryota; Fungi; Glomeromycota; Glomeromycetes; Diversisporales; Gigasporaceae
Source: the annotation of a GenBank genome assembly